Vitis riparia (riverbank grape) is the source of this 2877-nucleotide messenger RNA. Its product is annotated as protein STRUBBELIG-RECEPTOR FAMILY 1-like. The record is from RefSeq and is a predicted model, not a curated record. Gene Ontology annotation, molecular function: protein binding; protein kinase activity; ATP binding. Lineage: Eukaryota; Viridiplantae; Streptophyta; Magnoliopsida; Vitales; Vitaceae. Gene Ontology annotation, biological process: protein phosphorylation. The coding region runs from base 209 to 2527 and encodes 772 amino acids. The transcript has 17 exons.
UAUUUGCUUUUGGCUCUCUACUGCUCACACCUUUUGCUUCCCAAAAACCAGAGGUUGCUGAUUCUUCACUCGCUUAAUCUCUCUACAGGGUUAGGGUUUUGUUUUCUGCAUCGAUCAUCCAUCAAUUCUGUGGGGGUUGGAAUUCGAGGAGUUUGGUUUGGGUUUUCCAAGAGAAGAGAAAGCUGUUGGCUUCAGGCGGGCUUUUAGGAUGGGUCAUUCGAACUGGGAGAGGUGUGCGCGUGUUUUCCUGGGGUUGGUAGUGAUAUUAUCUGUCCGGAUUUCGAGCGGAUACACUGACCUGCGCGAUGUUACUGCAGUAAAUAGCUUAUAUGUUGCUUUAGGCUACCCUCCUCUUCCUGGAUGGGUUCCUAUUGGAGGAGACCCAUGCUUGGAUGGUUGGCAAGGCAUCCAAUGUGUCAAUUCAAACAUUACGGGAUUAAUUCUUAAUGGUGCAAAUUUGGGAGGAGAAUUGAGCGGGAACUUGGAUCUUUUUACAUCAUUGAUACAGAUGGAUCUGAGCAACAACCACAUUGGAGGUAGCAUUCCAUCCAAUUUGCCCCCUACGAUCAUGCAACUUUUUCUUUCAGAUAACCAGUUCAGUGGAAGCAUCCCUGUUAAUUUGUCUUCUUUUACUCAAUUGUCUGCCGUGUCAUUAAACAAUAACCAUCUAACAGGAGGAAUACCAGAUGCCUUUCAGCAGCUUACGAGUUUGAUAAAUAUGGAUCUGUCAAGUAACAGUUUGAGUGGUCAACUGCCUCCUUCAAUGGGAAAUUUGUUAGCUCUUACCACAUUGCACUUGCAGAACAAUCAAAUUUCUGGAGUCCUUGAUGUUUUGCAGGAUCUUCCCCUAAACGAACUGAACAUAGAGAACAAUCUGUUCUCUGGGCCUAUACCAGCGAAGUUGCUGAGUAUUCCAAAUUUCAGAAAAGAUGGAAACCCAUUUAACACCACAAUUCUUCCACCUCCCCCGACUUCACCCCCGACUUUGCCCCCUUCAUCAGCUCCAGCUAUGCCACCACCAUCUCUUGAAAUUGCUAAUUGGACAGCAUCUUCACCUGAAACACUAACUCCUCCAGGAUCAAGCAAUUUUUUUACAAAUAAAAGGAUCGUUUGGAUAUCGAUUGCUGGGGUUAUACUGCUUGCGGCAAUUGCAUUAGGACUAUGCCUUCUUAAGUCAAGAUGCUGCGGAGGCAGGCAAGUGACUUACAAAAUGACCAGUAGGGAUAAACUGGGUGCUUUUGCAACAAAGAAUCCUAAAUACAAGGAAUAUUUGCUACAAUCUAAUAAUCAAAUGGAGAAAGUUACCACAGAGGUAGUUAUGGGGCCACAGGAUGGAUAUGGAACAGAUCAUAGAAAAGUGGGUUUAAGUUCAAAGCCACAGGAUGAACAGGAGAGGGAUGGGAAGACAAUCAAUGCAAUCUCAAGGCAUAAGAAGGAUCAUAAGAUUGACAUGACAGAGUGGGGUGUGAAUAACAUGCCUCUGCUGCCCUCACCACCACUUCCACCAGUUCUCCCACAUAACUCUGUUGAUGAGGCCAUGGUGAAGCCAUCUGUGCCUGCUGGAAUGGCUAUUAGGAGUCAUCCUCUCAAAAGUUUGAGCUCUCAAAUUUCUGUAAGCUAUUUUUCCGUUGGAUUGCUUCAACAGUAUACAAAUAGCUUUUCUCAAGGAAAUCUUAUUGGAGAAGGCACACUUGGAAGCGUUUAUAGAGCUGAGCUUCCUGAUGGAAAGCUAUUGGCAGUCAAGAAAUUGCAGCCUGCUGUUUCCAGGCAGCUGAGUGAUGAUGGAUUUCUUAAUCUAGUGUCAAGCAUCUCUAAACUUCAACAUGUCAACGUUGUGAAGCUUGUGGGCUACUGUGCUGAGUAUGGACAACGGCUGCUUGUGCAUGAAUAUUGCAGAAAUGGUACACUUAAUGAUGCACUGCACUUGGAGGAUGAGAUCCACAGCAAACUUUCUUGGAGUGCACGCAUCCGGAUAGCGUUGGGAGCUGCAAGAGCCCUGGAGUAUCUGCAUGAAGUCUGUCGGCCACUUGUUGUGCACCAUAAUUUCAAGUCUGCCAAUGUUCUCCUUGAUGAUGAGCUUUCAGUAUGUAUCUCAGACUGUGGUUUGGCUCCUCUACUAUCAUCUGGCUCUGCCAAUGGGUUGACAGGACACCUCCUCUCUGCACAAGGUUAUGUUGCUCCUGAACUUGAGUUGGGAAGUUAUACUUACCAGAGUGAUAUCUACUGCUUUGGAGUUGUAAUGUUAGAACUCCUCACAGGAAGACGAUCUUAUGACAGGUCACGUCCUCGAACGGAGCAAUUCCUUGUUAGAUGGGCAGCUCCUCAGCUUCAUGAUAUUGAUGCAUUAUCAAGGAUGGUCGAUCCCUCUCUGAAAGGAUCCUAUCCUUCCAAGUCUUUAUCACACUUUGCCGAUAUAAUUUCCUUAUGUCUUCAGCCUGAGCCAGAAUUCAGGCCACCAAUGUCUGAAAUUGUCCAGGAUCUCCUAUACAUGAUUGAGAAAGAACCCCAAAAUUGGGGAAAGAACUGAAGUAGGAAAUGAUCACAAUACUAAAGAAUGGUGAGCAUGUAGCAGUCACAAGUUUCGGGGGCCAAAUCCCAGAUGAUGAUGUGAUUUUUCAACGUAAAGUUUCAUAAUAUCUUUUCUGAGGUUCAGCAGCCACAAAACAGAGGUUGUUUUCUAUUCAUGCCCAUUAAAAAUUGAUGGGCCUGUCAAGUGUCAGUGUUUUGUAUGCUAACUCAAUUUCUUUCAAUUUCGUGCUUAGUAUUGAUUAUUUCCUUCUAAUGCAAUUUUUUGGUGUAAAAUAUGAUACAUCAACUUCAUGUCCAAUGUAAAUAUAAUCCAGUUCUAUAUUAAUUUGUUUAGAUUCAUGAAGUUUA